ACAUCCUUUCUUCUAAAGAGACAAUACCCAACACCCAUCAAGUAAGAUGUGUCUCCUCUUCUCUUCCUUUUCUUCUUCCUUCACCCUUUCCCCUUUUACCUUAUAAGAAAGCGAACUCUCUUUUUUUCUUCCCACAACAAAAUAUUCUCUUAAUUUCUCUCUCUAAUUUCUCUUUCAAAUGAAUAUGCCCUUUGCUUACUAGUUAGUAGAUGAAUAGUAGUGAAAAUAACAAUAACAUUAGUGAAGAAGUUAGAAAUCAACAACAACAACAACAAGAAGACUUAGUAGUAGUAGAUUAUCAGUGCCCUCAACAAAACAACAGCAAUAUCAUCAUUCAGAAUAACAACUUAGAAAUGCAACAAUAUCAUCAAGCAACACCUACUCAUUCUGAUCAUCCUUUUGUUGGUAAUUUUGUAGGAGGUGGAAGGGCAGGAUUGGUAUUUCCAGAUCUUUCUACUCCACCGCCACUGCAACCACAACCACAUAUGUUACCAUGGGAUCUUUCCCAAGCUCAUCAUUCCUUUCCACAAAGUCAUCAUGAUCCUUUCUUCUUCCCAUCUUCAUCCUCUUAUGGAGGGUUAUUUACUAGAAGGCCCUCCAAUUCUCUCCAAUUUGCAUAUGAGGGAUCCUCCUCAGAUCAUCUUCGCCUUCUAUCCGAUGCCCUUGGCCCUAUGGUUCAGCCGGGCUCGGCUCCGUUCGGCUUGCAAGCUGAGCUCAACAAGAUGACUGCUCAAGAGAUCAUGGAUGCUAAAGCUCUUGCAGCUUCUAAGAGUCAUAGUGAGGCUGAGCGCCGUCGCCGAGAGCGGAUCAAUAACCAUCUAGCUAAGCUUAGAAGCUUGUUGCCUAGCACUACCAAAACGGACAAGGCAUCAUUGCUAGCAGAAGUGAUCCAGCAUGUGAAGGAGCUGCGUAGGCAGACAUCCAUUAUAGCCGAGACGAGUGUCGUCCCCACCGAGACUGACGAGCUGACGGUCGAUGCGGCUUCCGAUGAUCAAGAUGGGAAAUUCAUCAUCAAGGCGUCUCUUUGUUGUGAUGAUCGCUCUGACCUAUUGCCGGACUUAAUCAAAGCCCUAAAAACCCUUAGGCUAAAGACCCUAAAAGCGGAGAUCACUACACUUGGUGGUAGGGUUAAGAACGUACUCUUUGUAACCCAUGAGCCUAAUAAUAGUGACGACGUUGAUCAAGAUGACCACCACGAGGAAUCGCCUCAAUGCUCGGUUAGCUCGAUACAGGAAGCGUUGAAGGCGGUCAUUGAGAAAUCUGGUGGCGGAGAUGAGUCUACUUCUGGUAAUCCUAAGAGGCAAAGGACUGCAAACAUUACUAUAUCCUAACUAAAGAUACUCAUAUUACUACUAUUAUGAAGUAAGUAAUUAAAUUAACUAGGGUCGCUUUGAGAUCUUUUAUACUAGCAAAGAUGACCUUAAUUACAUUGCAUGGUGUUUUUUUUUUUUUAUUAUUGGGUUUUUUUUUUUUUCUGUUUGCAUGGGUGUGCUCUUCUUCUUACUAUUAAUGUAAUGAUCUUGGAUUUUUCUCUGACGAAAAAUAUAUAUGAUCAUAUGGCUUGGUUGGGUUCUUA
This is a messenger RNA of Beta vulgaris subsp. vulgaris (sugar beet), 1576 nucleotides long. RefSeq names its product transcription factor bHLH30. Gene Ontology annotation, molecular function: DNA-binding transcription factor activity; protein dimerization activity. Lineage: Eukaryota; Viridiplantae; Streptophyta; Magnoliopsida; Caryophyllales; Amaranthaceae. The record is from RefSeq and is a predicted model, not a curated record. The coding region runs from base 210 to 1331 and encodes 373 amino acids. The transcript has 2 exons. Gene Ontology annotation, biological process: regulation of DNA-templated transcription.